AUGGGUCUUCCUGCCCUGGAGUUCAGUGACUGCUACUUGGACAGCCCUCAGUUCAGGGAGAGACUCAAGUCCCAUGAAUUGGAGCUGGACAAGACCAACAAGUUCAUCAAGGAGCUGAUUAAAGACGGCAAGGCGCUGAUCCAGGCUUUGAAAAGUCUAUCAACGGCCAAGAGGAAGUUUGCAGACUCUCUCAACGAGUUUAAAUUUCAGUGUAUCGGAGAUGCUGAGACGGAUGAUGAGAUAUGCAUAGCCAAGUCUCUUCAGGAGUUUGCAGCAGUCCUACAGAACUUGGAGGAUGAGAGGACACGGAUGAUCGAGAAUGCCAACGAUGUGCUGAUUAUGCCUCUGGAGCGGUUCAGGAAAGAGCAGAUCAGUGCAGCCAAGGAAGCUAGGAAAAAAUAUGACAAAGAGACAGAGAAGUAUUGUGCAGUACUGGAAAAGCACCUUAGUCUUUCAGCAAAGAAGAAAGAGUCACAUCUACAUGAGGCGGACAACCAAGUAGAUAACGUACGGCAGCAUUUCUACGAGGUUUCUCUGGAGUACGUCUUCAAGGUGCAGGAGGUGCAAGAGAGAAAGAUGUUUGACUUUGUGGAGCCUUUGUUGGCAUUUCUCCAAGGUCUGUUCACCUACUAUCACCACGGCUAUGAGCUGGCAAAAGACUUCAACCACUUCAAGACUGAUCUUACCAUCAGUAUACAGAAUACGAGGAACCGCUUUGAGAGUACACGGUCAGAGGUGGAGUGUCUGAUGAGAAAGAUGAAGGAGAAUCCACAUGAGCACAAGAGUGUCAGCCAGCACACCAUGGAGGGAUAUCUGUUUGUUCAGGAGAAGCGCUCAUUUGUGUCUACCUGGGUGAAGUACUACUGUACGUACCAUCGUGAGCCUAAGAGGGUCACCAUGGUCCUAUUUGACCCUAAAUCAGGAGGGAAAACGGGAGAAGAGGAGAAUUUCACCCUCAAGUCUUGCACCAGGAGAAAGACAGACUCGAUAGAAAAGAGGUUCUGUUUUGAUGUGGAGGCUGUGGAUAGGUCGGGAGUGAUCACCAUGCAGGCUCUGUCAGAAGAAGACCGCAGGUUGUGGAUGGAAGCCAUGGAUGGGAGAGAACCGGUGUACAAUCUGAACAAAGACAACCAGGCUGAAGGAUUGGCACAGCUGGAUGUGAUAGGGUUCAACGUGAUGAAAAAAUUCAUCUAUGCGGUGGAGACUCGAGGUAUUGACGAGCAGGGAUUGUACAGAAUCGUCGGUGUCAGCUCCAGAGUACAAAAACUACUUAGCCUUGCAAUGGAUCCUAAGACAUGUGCUGAUGUGGAGCUGGACAGCCCAGAGUGGGAGAUUAAGACUCUGACUAGUGCUAUCAAGCACUAUCUCAGAGUGCUUCCUGGUCCUCUCAUGACAUACCAGUAUCAGAGGAGCUUCAUCAAAGCUGCCAAGCUGGACAACCCAGAGGCCAGGGUGACAGAGAUCCAUGCUCUGGUGCACCGGCUGCCUGAGAAGAACAGACAAAUGCUGGAGCUUCUAAUCAAACACCUGGCCAAUGUGGCCAGUCACCACCAGCAGAACCUGAUGACCAUUGCUAAUCUGGGUGUGGUUUUUGGUCCGACUCUGCUCCGGCCUCAAGAGGAGACAGUGGCGGCCAUCAUGGACAUCAAGUUUCAGAACAUAGUAGUGGAGAUCCUCAUAGAGCACCAUGAGAAGAUAUUCAGGGACAUGCCAAGUUCUGGAGGAGGUUUGACCAACACACAGCUCAACCUGUGCAGGAGGAGAAGCACUGAGAACAAAGCCCCGUCCUGCAGCGAGAGGCCUCUCACACUCUUCCACACACCAACACAUUCUCAGAAAGGUGAGAAGAGGAACAGUGUUGUUAACACCACAGUUGCUGAGCUCCAGCAGCCUGUCUCCAAUAUAGCCAACUGUAACAGCAGCAGCAGUAGCAGCAGUGGCAGCCAAGGUCGAACACCAAGACACAGCCUGACCAGCAAUGAUGGAGAGCAGGACACCCGGCAGAUCCGGCCCAGCUCACUGCUAAACCCAAGGAAUCGUGGAAGUAUACCAACCAGUGCAACGUCUCCCAGCCCCACCUCACCACGUUCUCCCUCUUGGCCGAUGUUUUCAGCACCGUCAAGUCCACAACCGACAUCUUCCACCUCCAGUGACUCCUCCCCUGUCAGUAUUGCAGGCAGGAAGGCUCGAGCGCUGUAUGCCUGCAAGGCAGAGCAUGACUCUGAGCUGUCCUUCAUUGCUGGGACCAUCUUCGAGAAUGUUCAUUCCUCCAGGGAGCCUGGCUGGCUGGAAGGGACUUUGGAUGGUCGAACAGGACUGAUACCAGAAAACUAUGUGGAGUUUUUAUAGUCCAGGGCCUAGAAAAAGACAAAGAGCUGAACAAGAUCUACUGGACUGGAGUAGAACAAACUGGAUUAGAUUUGACAGAACAGACGUGUUAAGAUCGUAUACAAUACUGGACUGGAUAAUUGUUGAUAAUUAGACUGGGAAUUGAAACUGGACCAAGCAGAACCAUAUUGAAUGGAUAUGAUGCAGGAGCAGAGUGAAUUGGACUGGGGUGAGACCCCUGAGUUGCACUGGAAAAAAAGAAGAAAAAAAAAGGAAACUCAAUGUGGUUCCGGCUUUUAUUGAAUUAGUGUGGA
This is a messenger RNA of Scomber japonicus (chub mackerel), 2642 nucleotides long. RefSeq names its product rho GTPase-activating protein 26-like. The coding region runs from base 1 to 2349 and encodes 782 amino acids. The record is from RefSeq and is a predicted model, not a curated record. Gene Ontology annotation, biological process: signal transduction. The transcript is spliced from 24 exons. Gene Ontology annotation, molecular function: GTPase activator activity; protein binding. Gene Ontology annotation, cellular component: cytoplasm. NCBI's taxonomy places the organism in Eukaryota, Metazoa, Chordata, Actinopteri, Scombriformes, Scombridae.